Molecule: messenger RNA, 1022 nt
Organism: Charadrius vociferus (killdeer)
Lineage: Eukaryota; Metazoa; Chordata; Aves; Charadriiformes; Charadriidae
Product: butyrophilin subfamily 1 member A1-like
Exons: 8
Source: RefSeq, a predicted model, not a curated record
UUGCCAUUACUGUGAAUCCUGACUGCCGAGUCCUGGAGCUCCAGGUGCCCGGGCUUCCAGAUGUGGACAGCAACGCGUCAAAGCCUGCUGGCCCAAACACUCCCUCCACAGUCUCUGUCCUGGUGGGGAAGGAAGGGUUUGCAGCUGGGAAACACUACUGGGAGGUGGAGGUGGGCCAGCAGCAGGACUGGGUGGUGGGGGUGGUGAGGGGAGAGAUUUUCUCUAGCGAAGGAGACUGCAAGAUUGCAAAACAGCAGACAAGUUAUUCAGUGAUUGGUGUGUUUCUGGACCUGGACAAAGGACGGGUGAACUUUUAUGAACCAGAGCAAAUGGGCAUCAUGUGGUUCAGAGGUGAAGGGCCUAUCAUCAUCAGCAUCGAACCAUCAGUUGUCCUUGUUGGAGAGCAAGUGAGUCUGUCCUGCCAGGUGACAGACAGUGUCUCCUCUAAUGCGAGCGUGCUUUGGUACAAAAUGGAAAAGGGGAAGGGUGCUCCACUGUGCUCUUCCUCCAGCCUGGGUGGGGUGGUGGAGCAGAGUCAGGAUGAAGAAGAGUGGAGGAUCGCGGGACACUGGCAGGGAAAAACACUUCUUCUGGUUAUCCGGCAAGUGCAAGUAGCUGACGAGGGGACAUAUGUUUGUGCAGUGAAUGGCAGUGUUGUCACACAGGAGGCUACUCACCUUGAUGUUACAGCAAUCGGGUAUAAGCCAACUUUGGACAGGGAUCUGCAAGAGAAGAGUGUGUGUCGCUACACAUGUAAGUCAAAAAAAUGGUACCCAAAGCCUGAAGUCGUUUGGAUGAACUAUGGAGGAGACACAGUAAAUGUGGAGGCCGAGACCAAUGUAACCUGGAGUGAGAGAGACCAUUUCACGGUGCAAAGCAUCAUCACAGUUCCUUGUGAUAACAUAGAUGUGGUGUGUGUAGUCAAACUCACCAAAUCCAAGAUAAGCCGAUCAGAGAAGCAGAAGCAGAUUGAGAAGCAGAAGCAGAUUGAGAAGCAGAAGCAGAUUGGUGAGUGUCACUGA